UUGGGAAAACGUCUCGCAUCAAGUAUCAUUACAAUUAUUAAACCUGAAUUAUGCCUAGCAAAUUAAAGGGGAAGUCACUGAACCAGAAUCAGAUUGGCAUCGCAGCUGAAGUCAUUACAGUAAAACUGGAGUGUAAGGAGGAAAGUUCCUCAGAUCUGUAUAACUCCCGCUAGCUGUGGAGAGCACGGAGGUCUUCCAUGGAGAUGGAGGUGGUGGAGAACGCCAGAGCGGCUUUCCUGUCUGGGAGGUCGCGACCCCUGCAGUUCAGAGUUCAGCAGCUGCAAGCCCUGCGCAGACUGAUUGCAGAGAAAGAGACAGAGAUCGCAGCUGCACUCAAGAAAGACAUUAACAAGAGCGAGUUUGACCUGCAGCUGUUUGAGCUGAUUGGAAUAGACACGGAGAUCCGGCUGGCCAUUGACAGGCUGGCAGAGUGGGCGGCACCCCGGCCGGCGGAGAAGAACCUGCUCACCCUCUCGGACCAGGUAUUUAUCCAGCCGGAGGCCCUGGGAGUGGUGCUCAUCAUCGGGGCCUGGAACUACCCCUGGGCCGUCACCAUCCAGCCCCUCAUAGGGGCCAUCGCUGCAGGAAACGCAGCUGUGGUGAAGCCCUCAGAGUUGAGUGAGAACUCCUCCAAGCUUCUGAAGGAGCUGCUCCCUCAGUAUCUGGACCAGGAGAUGUACCCGGUGGUGACAGGGGGCGUCCCAGAGACACAGGAGCUGCUGAGGCAACGCUUUGACCACAUCUUCUACACGGGGAACAGCACCGUGGGAAAACUGGUGAUGGAGGCGGCUUCACGCCACCUCACCCCUGUCACCCUGGAGCUGGGGGGCAAGAGCCCCUGCUACAUCGACAAGGACUGCGACCUGUCCAUCGCCUGCCGCCGGAUCACCUGGGGCAAGUUCACAAACUGCGGCCAGACCUGCAUCGCCCCCGACUACAUCCUGUGUGAACCCAGCAUCCAGGACCGAGUGAUUGAGGAGAUCCGACACACAUUGAUGGAGUUCUAUGGUGAUGACCCCAAGACCUCUCCCGACUAUGGACGCAUCAUCAACAAGCGCCACUUCUCGAGGGUGAUAGGCCUGCUGGAGGGGACUGCAGUGGCCCUGGGGGGAGAGAGUGAUGAGUCACAGUGCUACAUUGCUCCCACAGUUCUGAGGGAUGUGAAGCCAGAUGCCAAGGUGAUGCAGGAGGAGAUCUUUGGCCCCCUGUUGCCCAUAGUGACGGUGAGCGGGUUGGAGGAGGCCAUCCGCUUCAUCAAUGACCGAGAGAAGCCCCUGGCCCUCUACGUCUUCUCCUCCAAAAAGCAGGUGAUAAAGCGCAUGCUGGCGGAGACGUCGAGUGGAGGAGUGACGGCCAAUGACGUUCUGAUGCACUUCAGCGUACCCUCGCUCCCUUUUGGGGGGGUAGGGAACAGUGGGAUGGGCAGGUACCAUGGGAAGCACAGCUUUGACCAGCUGAGCCACCUGCGGGCCUGCCUAGUCAAACCCCUGGCCAUGGAAGGCCUGAACCAGGCACGCUACCCGCCCCAGUGCCCCGCCCGGCUGCGGCAGGCCAGAUUCUUUAUGCAGAAGGCCCCGUGCAGCUGCCCCCCUGCCACCUGCGUGUGGGCCACAUUGGCGUCCAUAUUGGCCCUGGGCCUGCUCAUAGCCCUGCUGGUGGUGCUGUUCAAGGUGAGGGGAGAAAACUGCGUACACUCACAUACACAUACUCACACACCACUCAUAGAUACUCACACAAUCUCAUUCAUAGUCUCACUCACAUUUCAUACUCACACGCUCAUACACAGACAACACACGCACAUUUCAUACUCACAUGACCCUGUAAAGUGA
Megalops cyprinoides (Indo-Pacific tarpon) is the source of this 1829-nucleotide messenger RNA. RefSeq names its product aldehyde dehydrogenase, dimeric NADP-preferring-like. The coding region runs from base 198 to 1829 and encodes 543 amino acids. The transcript has 11 exons. Lineage: Eukaryota; Metazoa; Chordata; Actinopteri; Elopiformes; Megalopidae. Gene Ontology annotation, biological process: aldehyde metabolic process. The record is from RefSeq and is a predicted model, not a curated record. Gene Ontology annotation, molecular function: aldehyde dehydrogenase (NAD+) activity. Gene Ontology annotation, cellular component: cytoplasm.